Molecule: messenger RNA, 4693 nt
Organism: Scophthalmus maximus (turbot)
Lineage: Eukaryota; Metazoa; Chordata; Actinopteri; Pleuronectiformes; Scophthalmidae
Gene: cds2
Product: CDP-diacylglycerol synthase (phosphatidate cytidylyltransferase) 2
Exons: 13
Coding region: 151-1512 (453 amino acids)
Cellular component (GO): endoplasmic reticulum membrane
Molecular function (GO): phosphatidate cytidylyltransferase activity
Source: RefSeq, a predicted model, not a curated record
GCGCUCUUCGCGUGGACAGUGUUGCCGUGCAAACAAACCCAGCUCGACGCUCAGCUGAAGAGCUGGUGAACCCAUAUCAGAAAGUGUGUGUUUGUGUGUGUGUGUGUCGGACUCGCAGGACCUUCGCUGUUGUCGUGUAGCUGCCAAGCGAUGACGGAGCUGAGGCACCGUGGAGCCAGCGACACCGACCCGGCGUUGCAGCAGCCGCCGUCGGAGGACAAGGGUUCGGACAGUGAGCUGAAGGUGGAAAAAGACGGCGUGUCAGACACUGAGUCGAAGGUGGACUCCGGUGUCCCAGAGGUGCCCGUCCCUCCCGAUGACACCCCUGAGGUUCUGAACAAGGCCCUGUCUGGACUCUCUUCAAGAUGGAAGAACUGGUGGGUACGAGGCAUCCUCACACUGGCCAUGAUCUCCUUCUUUUUCUUCAUCAUCUACCUGGGCCCCAUGGUGCUUAUGAUGAUUGUCCUCUGUGUUCAGAUCAAGUGCUUCCAAGAAAUCAUCACCAUUGGCUACAGUGUGUACCAUUCCUACCACCUGCCCUGGUUCAGGACGUUGAGCUGGUACUUCCUGCUGUGUGUGAACUACUUCUUCUAUGGUGAGACCGUGACAGAUUACUUCUUCUCGCUGGUGCAAAGGGAGGAGCCGCUUCGCAUCCUCAGCAAAUACCACCGCUUCAUCUCCUUUGCCCUCUACCUCACAGGCUUCUGCAUGUUUGUGCUAAGUUUGGUGAAGAAACACUAUCGCCUUCAGUUCUACAUGUUUGGUUGGACCCAUGUGACUCUGCUGAUUGUGGUGACUCAGUCUCACCUAAUCAUUCACAACCUGUUUGAGGGAAUGAUCUGGUUCAUUGUGCCAAUUUCCUGUGUGAUCUGUAACGACAUUAUGGCCUACAUGUUUGGUUUCUUCUUCGGCCGCACCCCUCUCAUAAAGCUGUCACCUAAGAAGACAUGGGAAGGAUUCAUUGGAGGACUAUUCGCCACGAUUGUGUUUGGCAUCAUGCUCUCCUACGUGAUGGCCGGCUGGCGCUACUUUGUGUGUCCAGUGGAGUUCAACAAUGACUCCAACAGUUUCCAGGUGGACUGCGAGCCAUCGGACCUUUUCCAGCUCCAGGACUACGCCCUGCCCAGCAUCCUGGAGUCUGUCACCGGAUGGACCACGGUGCGCCUCUACCCGUUCCAGAUCCACAGCAUUGCUCUCUCUUCAUUUGCCUCCAUUGUGGGACCCUUCGGUGGCUUCUUUGCCAGCGGCUUCAAGAGAGCCUUCAAGAUCAAGGAUUUUGCCAACACUAUUCCAGGUCACGGUGGAAUUAUGGACAGAUUUGACUGCCAGUACCUCAUGGCCACAUUUGUGAAUGUGUACAUCGCUAGCUUCAUCAGGGGCCCCAAUCCCAGCAAGGUCAUCCAGCAGCUCCUGGCGCUCCGUGUCGAUCAGCAGCUCCACAUAUUCAACUCCCUGAAGACUCACCUGACAGAGAAGGGCCUGCUGCCAUUGCUGCAGGAGGGCGCUGCCUAGAUCCACCUGCACCCACAAAAGCCCCCCCCCCCCCCAUCCCCAGAUGGGGAGACGGGAGGGGAGCACUUGUGGGUUGUGUGCAGCCCUGAAGAAUUGGGAGACUCGCAGUGCUCUGUGUGAGCGAGUUGACAUCUGAGAAGAAAAAGAAAAUAACAACGACAAGGGAAAACCACAAAAAAACCACAGUCUUGGGUCAUUCCAUUCCAUUUCAUUUAAGGAUGAGGGUAGUGUGUGUGUGUUUGUGUUCAAACCGUCUGUGAAUCAUGUUUCUGACACCAGUGUUUUCAGGUUGUGUCAGUGAAUUCACUGUACUGUUACACAUUUACAUUAUAACAACAAUGUAUCUACUCACGCUGUUAAACAAAAUGUUGGUCAGCUGUAUAUUUCUACCUGUAUACAGUAAGUCCUCGAUAUACCUGUUAAUGUGUUAAUAUUUUACUGUACUUUUUGUUUUAAUGCACUGCCUGUGUACUCACUGUAUUGUUACUGCAGCUGCACCCUCCCUCAAACCUUUAGUUUUAAUUUUCUUCAUUGUGAUUGUUUCUAUUAAUAUAUAUAUAUAGAUGGUUUUUAUAUUUGGUAUGUUCUAUUAUAUCUUAAAGGUCCUGUCUGUGUCUGUUUUAUUCUGGCUGAGUUCACUUUUGCCAUCCGUCACGUGCAUUUAUGUUUCCAGUGUUUGUUGCCAUUCAACAUUUCAAAGCCUCUCACGCUGGGCCAAAUCAUUGCCGUCAUAUUCUCAUGCGUUGCUGUACAGAAAUACAAAAUUAAUGACUAAGUUACCCAUGAAGUAUUCGAUUGAAUCUGACAAAACACAGAAUCCAGUCUCUUGAUUCCCAACUGUUUGUGGUUCUGUGCAUGUAUUAGCGGCCCUUAAUAACAAAAGUAGAAAGGUUCUCAGUCAUUUCAUUUUUUUGGUUUAACUGACCCGUUCUGUGUUGAAUCUGCAACAAGGAGCUGUAUAUGCGUUUUACACAUAUUCAGUAAGGUGGUGGGAUUAGUAUGGGACCCGUUUGUAUCAGUUCAGAUAAGGCACAGUGAUGGUCGGCGUGUGUGUCAUACCCUCGCCAUGUUAACGGCUUCCGAGCUGAAUGUGUGACCUGCCACUAUUUGAGUGAAACAUUUUCUAAAAAGCAAUCCGUUGUGUUCUCCUUCAUCUGAUGUUUACGUUGGAGUUACAAUCAUCUGCUGCAUACACCCCAGUGUUCGUUCCCUUUGAUGCCACUGGCAAAAGAUUGUCUGAUUUGAUGGUGAAAUAUAAAAGCUGAAGCUUCUGAACUGUUUGGUUCAUUUUGGUUUUUUAAGCCUUCUGAAGGAAUUUUAACUACAGUCUGUAGUUAUGUUGGCAGAUGUUAAAGGGGACGCUGCGCUUGAUCUUACACAUUAACAUCUGUACUACCCUGAAGGACAGUCACAUCAUGUCUGCAUGUGACUUGAGCUGAAGUUUUGUCUGGGACAAUGACGCUGAUGAUGAUCAUAGUGAUGUUGUACGAGUCUGUAGUCUGAGCUUCUAGACAAAUGUUACCUCAGAGACUUUUACAAAUGGGGCUGUGGAAUUGGGAUUAGAAUAGAAGAUGCUAUUGGGUUGCAUUAUGGAUAGUGUUUCCACAAAAUGUCAGGUUAUCUCUGCUGUCUUUGUGUCAGCUGCAUCAAUUUUGACAAUUCCUUUAAUCUGUCUCUCACAAGUCCCCCAGCUUAGUGAACAUGCAAUACUAAAUUUCUGGACUGCGCCAACACAAUCUGCUUUUGUUAGUUUAGUCAGAGUGAAAUGUUCUAAUCCUUCAUUGCAAAUAUGCAUAUUAUUUUUACACUGGGCGAACCAUUGACUCCAUUUGAACUCAAGCUGACUUGAGGUAUUGAUCGAUAACAAUGUGCACAUUUACCGAGCUUAAGUACUGAAGUUUUUCAAAGAUUGUGUGAUCAAGUAAAUCCGCAAAUGGUCGUUGAUUCCAAGUGCUGGGUUCUUGUAGAGGAUGCUGUACAGGGGCUCAGGCACCAAGUAUAUUCACCGCAACCAUCCUCGUCAUACUCAUUAAUCAGCUUGUCACCGUCAUCACGUGUGUGCACAUGUCAUCCUUACGUUUCUGUCCAGUCGGGUAAAAGAAUUAUUGUUGGUGGAGGUGGAGUACAUCCUGCAGGAAUUAAUGUGACCCAGGCAGAACUGCCUGGCUCAAAUGUUAUAGGACUACACAGCAAUAUGAACAGUCGUACAGCAGGGAUGUGAAGCUCCGUAAUCUAGAUGUCUCUACACGGUCGACACGAAACCAGCUUCAAAACAUGCUAUUAGAUGGUAUGAACCACAAACCAAGCAUGGCUUUACAUGUUCUUUAUUUUGUUCCUGAAUAUUACUCUGUUUUAUUGACAGUCAUUCCGUUCCUCAGUGGUUUGAGUUGUGUGAUAUCCAAACAGUCAGAAAUUGGUCUCUCUUAAAAUAUUUAUUUUAGCAGAUCGCAGCUCUUCAAAGUUACUCUAUUGUAUAUUUAAGAUGACAUUUAGACAUAUGUUGGGUGUUCUUUAGUAUUUUUGGUUAGAGGACUAUUUUAAAAGUAUUAUUAUUGUUGUUGCCAUAUAGGAAAGAGCAUCGAGAUAGCAAGUGUUUUCUCUCCGUCUUCUCUUGCUGUGACUUUUAGUGCACUAGAGUGUUUUUCUCUGCCGUUUCUCUGUCUGGUGUUGCAGACCGCCACCAGAGAGAGCUGGAGCUCCUUGGUUGGCCGUCAGGUGUGACAUUGAUGCUCCGUCUGAGCGGGAAGGUUUGACCCCCCCCCUGUUACUGCUGUUCGAUACAUUCCAGUACCUCCAAAGUUGAGAUAUACCCACAUGGUGGCAGAACAUGAUGGCUCAAUGCUUUUUUUUGGGGGGGGGGGUUCUUGGCAGUAACCCUAACCCUCAGGAAGCCCCCUCUGUGCCAUUUCUAAUCAACACAGUUUACUGCUGUGAAGCCUGCCCAGCCAGGACCGUCUAAACGGGAGUUGGGAGUUGGGACUGUCCCACGCACUGUGUAGGCCCCCCUUUGUGUUCAUAGAUAUUCUCUUCAAACGCUCUAUGAUUUUUUAAAGUAUUUUACCCUUGAACUGUGCAAUGGCUUGUGUUGAGUUGUACAUUUGCCUAGAACAAGUUUGAUGCUGAAAUGUGCUUUUACCUUUCUUUCGGAGAAAAAUAAAAGAUAUAUAUAUAUAAAAGUAAA